AGAUUGAGAACUGAGAGUUUUUGUCCCUCAAGUUAAGCCAAUAGAAAAAGGUAGUUAUCAGGGGAUUUAAAAACCCCAAAACUUUUCCUCUUAUAUUUAUUAAAGAGUGUGGGGUAUCUCCUGUUUUGGCUGGCAUAUCUAGCGCCUAAACAACUGGUUUAACCUUGUUUGGGAUUCCUGCUUGUUUUAGCAUGGCGGAUCUUGGAGCUCACAGAAUCCUCCUUCUGGUUAUUUCUCUGACAAAGUGUCUGGAGGGCACAAAACUGCUGGCAGACUUAAAAAAAUGUGGUGACUUGGAAUGUGAAACUUUAAUAAGCAGAGUCUUAGCUAUAAGAGAUUACAGAGGACCUGACUGUCGAUACCUGAACUUCACUAAGGGAGAAGAGAUAUCUGUUUAUGUUAAACUUGCAGGAGAAAGUGAAGAUUUGUGGGCAGGAAGUAAAGGAAAGGACUUUGGGUAUUUUCCCAGAGAUGCAGUCCAGAUUGAAGAGGUGUUCAUAUCUGAGGAAGUUGAAAUAUCAACAAAAGAAUCUGACUUUCUCUGUCUUCUUGGAAUAAGCUACACAUUUGAAAAUGAAGAUAGUGAGUUAAACAGUGGUAAUGGUGAAAAUAUACAUCCAUAUGAAGAAGGCAAGGAUCCCAAAUCUAGAGUAUAUGAAAGUGAUUUUCAGAUAGACCUUGGCUUUUAUUCAACUUCUGAAAGUACUUUGUUUGAAGACCAAUUUCCAGCAUCAGAGGCUCCUGAAGAUAUCAGAAGUACUAGUGAAUCAAAAGAUUGGGAAACAGUAGAAGCUGGAAAUGUGGAACAGUAUCCUAUUCCAGAAGGGGAUCAUGUCCUACCAUCCUCAGCUAUUCCUGAAGUGAAAGGAUGGUUUGGAUUUGGAAAGGACCAAGCUGGAGAAAAGACUUUUGAAUCAGCUACUGAACCUCUAGAAGAAAGCUCAUUUCGAAGUAGAAAAAUAACAGUGGAAGAUGAGAAUGACCCAGAGGGAUUAAACAAUGGUGAGCCCCAAACAGAACAUAAGCAAGAACUUGAAUCAGAAUUUGAUUCAGUGCCAAAGAAACAGUCUGAAUUAGUGUCUGAGUCAAAGUACAUCCUCAAUCCUCAAGACACUGGUUGGUUUGGUGGUGGAUUUACAAGUUAUUUUGGUUUUGGGGGUGAGGAUACAGGGCUUGAAUUAUUGUCCAAAGAAAGCAACCCACCAUUACAAGAUGUUCCUAGUUCCAUAUCCUCUGAGGAAGAACGCACCGUUCCGUGUACAGAAAUAUUAACAGAAAAAGAAGACACAAUCACUAAUGAUAGCUCAAUUCUCAAGCCAAGUUGGUUUGAUUUUGGUUUUGCUAUGCUAGGAUUUUCAUAUGCUAAUGAAGAUAAAAUUAUAUCAGAUGAUGGAAAAAAUGAAGAAGAAGGUGGGGGAGAUAAACAUGGACAUCCUCCAACAAGUGAAUUUGACCCUGAUAAGGAACAAGAAAUAAAAAUAAUAAAAAUUAUGGAAACUGAAAAUCAAAUAGGCAAGAAAAGGGUCUUAGAGAAAACAGACGAUUCUGAUACUUUACCAUAUUUUAAAAAGUUCUUGUAUAAUUUUGACAACCCCUGGAACUUCCAGAACAUUCUAAAGGAGACAGAAUUGCCAUUUCCCAAAGAGACACUGGAUGAAAAUAAUGGAGGUGAAAAUGAUAAAAGAGAAGAAUUUUCAGUUGAGUAUUAUCCCACAGAUAAUACGGAAGAUAUGAUGUUGAAAAACGGAUACAGUCAGCCAGAUAUGGUCUCUAAAAUAGAGUUAUCUAUGAGAAUUCACGAAGAAGUACAUUUCAAAGCUCUAUCUUCUGAAAAUAAUGAUGAAAAAUCAGAAACAUCACUAGAAACUGAAAGACCUACUCAAGUGGAAAUAGACACAUUUGUGGAAAAUACCCUGUCAAACAGUCAGCUCUUUUCAACUGAUUACUCUUUGUCUUCUCAAAAUUAUGUUGCUCAAAAAGAAGAUGCUUCUGAGUGUCAGAUUCUGAAAUAUUUAUUUCAAAUUGAUGUUUAUGAUUUCCUGAAUUCUGCGUUUUCACCAAUUGUAGUUCUUACAGAAAGGGUAAGUUGACAUUUUAUGUUUUCAAUAAUUUUACCUAUUUUACUAAGUAUAGGAACAGCUGAAAAUUAUGUUUGA
Messenger RNA from Lipotes vexillifer (Yangtze River dolphin), 2156 nucleotides. RefSeq names its product MIA SH3 domain ER export factor 2. The record is from RefSeq and is a predicted model, not a curated record. Gene Ontology annotation, biological process: endoplasmic reticulum to Golgi vesicle-mediated transport; vesicle cargo loading; protein secretion. Gene Ontology annotation, molecular function: protein binding. Gene Ontology annotation, cellular component: endoplasmic reticulum membrane; endoplasmic reticulum exit site. Lineage: Eukaryota; Metazoa; Chordata; Mammalia; Artiodactyla; Lipotidae.